Molecule: messenger RNA, 1623 nt
Organism: Drosophila gunungcola (fruit fly)
Lineage: Eukaryota; Metazoa; Arthropoda; Insecta; Diptera; Drosophilidae
Product: methyltransferase-like protein 25B
Exons: 3
Coding region: 75-1532 (485 amino acids)
Source: RefSeq, a predicted model, not a curated record
AACUUACCUACAUAUGUAAAUCAUUUUAGUAUUUAUAAAAGAAAAGAUUUGGUAUAUAGGGCUUGUUCGCAUGGAUGACAGCCACGAGACCUGAACUAGAAUUCUGUGGCGGAAACGCUGGUACCCAGUACUUAAUAUUUAAUAUGUCAAUGCCUAGCUCUUUUCGAGAUUCAGAGACUUAUUUUGACACCGUAAUAGAAUUUCUAUGCUCAUACUCGUGGAUUUAUCGCGAAGCCAAUGUAGCUUGUAUACCAUCUAUUAACAUUAUGCCGCUUGAAUUCAAAAAAUAUUUUCUGGAAAUAUCUAAUGAAAAACUUAACGCAUUUCCUUAUAUACACGAAAAUAUAAGCGAUUACCCAUCAGAGCUUUGUAGUUUCAGACAACAAUUGUCCAUUUUAACGCCAAACCUUAAUUCGCCUAAAACUUUCGACGUAAUGAGGAAUAAUAGAAACCACAAGGGGCUGUCGACAAAGAAAACACAGGAAAUCAAACAACUUGCAGCUCACAUACACGACCAUUGUGCAAAUACGCAAGUGUUAGUUGACUUGGGAGCAGGUUUGGGUUACCUAAGCCAUGCCCUGUACGGACUUAAACCUGAUUGCCUUAUACUAGGCUUGGAAGCCGAUAUGGCACGCGUGGAGCAGGCUCGUCAAAGAUGUCUUCGUUGCUUGCCACCGGAUGCCAUAAACUCAAUUCGAUAUUUGCAAAAAUUCGUUAGCUUUGACUCCGGAUCUUAUAUAGAUGAGCAGACAUCAGAACUUGCUAGGAAUAACGGUUCUUUAGAUCGUAAAACAAUUUCAAUAAUUGGCUUGCAUGCCUGUGGGGAUUUAAGCAUAAAUGCAAUGCACUUAUUUUUAAAAAUGCCCCGAGUUCAGUGCCUUCACAUAAUGCCCUGCUGCUACCACAAGCUUGAAGUCGUUAAUCAUGGCAGAGACAGCGAUGCAAAAUCAUUUACUAACUUUCCGCUUAGCGCUGCGUUAGGAAAGUCUGUAAAAAAAAGCUUUAAAAACCCAUUCUUAAACAGACCGUUUCUAAGACUGGCGUGCCAACGUUCCACUUCUAACUGGUGGCGAGAUUGCACCGAAGGCGCACAUAAGGAACACGGAUACCGCAUGUACAUGCGAGCGCUAGCUGAGGCUAUCCUUAACUCAACAGAAUUUGUAAAGCCAAGGAAAAGUCGAUUCCCAGUGGCCAGCUACCCAAUAGACUUUUUUGAAAUAAAGAGAAGGUUUCAGCUAUUUUCAAAAGAAUCUGGUGCGUCGGUGGAAUGGCAGCCUUCCCACGAAAAUAUGUUUUUUGAGAUAAGCACUAUGUAUACCGACCAAGAGGGUUCUAUGCUGGUGGAAGGCUUAACAUGCUUGCAAGCAGCAAUGCAGAAACUAUGUGAAAACGUAGUGUUAUUUGACCGUCUGUGUUUCUUGAAGGAAGCGGCAGAAAACCAGAAGCUUACUGUUCAGGUGCGAUAUGAGACAUUGUUUGAUGAGAAGAUAUCGCCACGAUGCCAGGUUCUGUUUGCAGAAAAGUUGUUUUGAAGCUGUCUUAAACUUUAGUUAACUUGUUUCUUUUGGUACUGGUGGUUUUUUUUAACGGCUUUACGCAAACUAAAUAAAUAUAUAUAUUAUA